GAGUUGUAGGCCUAAGUAAAGUGCAACUUUCGCUGAGAGAUCUGUAGGAAAGGCAGCUUUCUUCCAUCUUCUAUCCUGGCCACAGAUUUUGUCCUUCCUUUUCUGCCUGUGAGCACUUCACCACAGGUGUUUUUGCUGUGUAAACUGGACCCCUUCCUGCUAUAAAACAGUUGGGGACAUCAACGUUUGAUCAUUCUACACAGAACAGCUACAAUCAUGAUGUCCCCUGUUUUCCUGCUCCUGCUCUCUCUUGCCGCCACUGGCUGCAGCGCCUUUGGUGGCAUGGGACGCUUUCACCAUAAUCCCAUGUUUGGCGGGAUGGGGAGGUUUGGCGGGAUGGGGAGGUUUGGCGGUCUAGGUCAAGGUUUCCCCGGCAGAUUUGGAGGUCAAGGUCAAGGUACUUCAGCUGGUCCCGCGACUGGUCGAGCCUCUGCCGACGUGUGUAGCGGGAAGGGUACUCUGGGGCAAAGAUUCGCCGUCAACGUUGCCGUCAACGACGCUAACAACGACGGUUUUGUCACGGGCCCAGAGGUCUACAACGACUCAUUACUCUACGACACCAACAGAGACGGCUGCAUCACUCAGGCCGAAUGGGGACGGCGCUGGAUUGGGGAACUCCACUUUUCCAAGGAAUACGAUAACCGUCCAGCCUUUAUGGCACCAAGCAACGAUACUGCAUGCCCCAUCAGGUACGCCAGUUUCCAGAACGACACCAGCUUCAGGAUGUCGCUGGACACUUUCAUUGGGGAAAAUCUGCAGGUGCUCGUGAACACAUGCCAGGGCGACAACUCUCUGCUCAUCUCCAACUGUGACUGUCUACAGUUGUUGGGCGCUUGUGUGAACGACGUUUCGCUCAGCGCAAACUCCGUGUGUAAGGCGUACGUGGCUCAGCCAGUUAAUGCCACCACUACAGCCGCCCAAGGUUGAUUGGGACGUCAGAAACUGAAGUACCCACCUCCGUGGUCUUAGCUUACUUUACUUUUACUUUUUCAUCCUCUGUUGCCGUCAAGCGUCGAGUUAAGAUGCAGUUUUCUG
Messenger RNA from Aplysia californica (California sea hare), 1035 nucleotides. RefSeq lists its product as uncharacterized. The transcript is spliced from 2 exons. The record is from RefSeq and is a predicted model, not a curated record. Bases 217 to 927 code for a protein of 236 amino acids. NCBI's taxonomy places the organism in Eukaryota, Metazoa, Mollusca, Gastropoda, Aplysiida, Aplysiidae.